Molecule: messenger RNA, 3736 nt
Organism: Cannabis sativa
Lineage: Eukaryota; Viridiplantae; Streptophyta; Magnoliopsida; Rosales; Cannabaceae
Product: DELLA protein RGL1
Exons: 2
Coding region: 181-2097 (638 amino acids)
Biological process (GO): regulation of DNA-templated transcription
Cellular component (GO): nucleus
Molecular function (GO): sequence-specific DNA binding; DNA-binding transcription factor activity
Source: RefSeq, a predicted model, not a curated record
CAACAUAAAGCAGGCCAUCUUUGUCUUUGAUAACAUCAAAAACAUCAUUAUCAUUGUCACACUAAUUGCAUUGAUGUGUUUAUUAUAAUUUAUACAUAUAAAAUAUUAUGUGUAUAUAUAAUCUGUUUUAUUAUCAUAAUAAUUAUUUAGUUGAUUAGACAGAAGAGAACCCAGAAAGGAAUGGAUUUCAAUUUUGAAUUGCAUGAUUCUAUGUUCUUCCCUGAGGAUUUUAGUUUUGGGGGCAUUCAAGAUAACUUUUGUUCCACUGAUAAUAAAAUUGUGGAAAAAGUUCAGCUUUAUGGAGCUGAAGAUCAAUGGGGUUAUGAUUAUGACCCAGUUGGGAUUCAUUCAUUUUCUCCAGAUUAUGGUUAUUACCCAGAUGAGUACUUUGAACAAGGAUUAAUUUUAUCCAAGUCUCAGGUACCAGAACAGCAGCAGCUUCAACAACAACAACAACAACAACAACAACAACAACAACAACAAUCAUUUUCUGUCUAUGACAUGUUUGAUGAAAUUCCUCAAUAUGAAUCUGUCUUAAAAUCCUUUGAAAAAUGCAUAGAGGAGGUUAGUGAUGAUAUCCCAACUGUGAUCUCAGUUGUUGGAGGCAAGAGGGAUAAGAAGGAGUAUCCUUUCUCUUUUGCAGCUUUUGAGCUCUUAAACAAUCAUGAAAAGGGGUUUAAACGAUUGAAUGGGGAAAGAAUCAUUGAGCCAAGUAAUGAUAAUAAUAUUAAUCAAGUGGCUGAUGUUGCUGCUGCAGAUCACAGAAUAUUAUCAACUGAAGAGAUUUUGAGGUUUGCUGGUGAAAGAUUCAUUCAGUCCUAUUCCAAGCAACAGGCGGUAAGCCAUCCUUUCAAUUGGUCUUUCUCUGGCCUUAACUUUGAACAGACCAAGGAUGUUGAGCUAGUUGGGUUGCUUCUAGCUUCUGCUGAGAAAAUUGGGUGUCAACAAUAUGAUAGUGCCUGCAGAUUACUCCAUUUUUGUGAUGAUUUGGCUUCGAAUUCGGGUAAUCCAGUUCAAAGGGCUGCAUACUAUUUCUGUGAAGCUCUUAGAGAGAAGAUUGAUAAAGAAAGUGGAAGAAAUACAUCAAAGGGUUUGGGGAGAAUCCUUGAAUCUUUUGAUCUAGACAAGGCAAUGAUGGUACCAGAUGAGCCUAAGCUUGCAUUUCACCAAGGACUUCCUCUUUCUCAAGUGGAAAAGUUUGCAGGAAUCCAAGCCAUCAUAGAGAAAGUUUCUGAAUCAAAGAAAGUUCAUGUGAUUGAUUUUCGAAUCGCGAAUGGUGUUCAAUGGAUAGCCUUAAUGCAAGCUCUAGCAACUCGCCAUGAGUACUUCCCCAUUGAAAGUUUCAAAAUAACAGUCAUUGCAACCUCUUCAAAGCAUGUUAUGGAGGAGACUGGUAAGUGGUUGACCAACUUUGCUAAUACUCUAAAAAUACCAUUCUCUUUCAAUAUAAUUAUGGUAUCAAACAUGUUUGAGCUCAAAGAAGAUAGUUUCGAAUUGGACAACGAUGAAACAAUCGCAGUCUACUCUUCUUUUGCAUUGAGGGGAAUGAUAGCACAGCCAGCUGAAUUGGAGUCACUCAUGAGAGUGAUCAAAAGCUUGAAUCCAUGUGUUAUGGUAAUCACUGAAGUUGAAGCAAACCAUAACUCACCAGCCUUUGUGAACAGAUUCAUUGAAGCUCUUUUCUUUUAUGGAACACUAUUUGAUUGCCUUGAAUCUUUCAUGAAGAGGAAUGAACCGAAUCGAACUGAGGUUGAAGCAACUUAUUGUUUUAAGGCAAUCAGAAACAUUGUGGCCACUGAAGGAAAAGAAAGAAAUAUAAGAAAUGUGAAGAUUGAUGUAUGGAGAGCAUUCUUUGCCAGGUUUGGAAUGGAAGAGCUUGAACUGAGUCCAUCAUCUAUAUACCAAGCUAAUCUCAUUGUCAACAGAUUCCCAAGUGGGACUUAUUGUACUCUUGGAAUGAAUGGAAAAUGCCUUAUGAUGGGUUGGAAAGUGUUGCUGUUGUCACUUGAGACAUGUUUGGAGAAAUCCCAGUUGUGGUUUCAGAUGUUGAAUCCAAGAAGAAGAAGAAGAAGAAGAAACAAUGUUCCAUUUCCUUAACUUCUUCUGAGAUCUUAAGGGGCAGUAGUAGUAGUGUAGUAAAGAAGAUGAAGAAGAGAGAGAGAGUUAUGGAGGAACCAAGUUAUGGUAAUACAGCUAGCAAUGUAGGGAUGAAAUUGUCAACAGAUGACAUUUUGAGAAUUGCAGGAACAAAAUUUAUUCGAUGUUUUGAUUCCCAGCAUGCUGCUGACAAUGCUCCUUCCAUGAUGCUCAGGCACCCUUUUGAAUCAUCUUUUUAUGGUCUUUCCAUAGAAGAAACUAAAAACGUUGAGCUUGUGGAGUUGCUUCUUUCUUGUGCUGCGAGAGUAGACUGUAAAAAGUUUGAACUUGGGAGCAAAUUGCUCGGCCAAUGUGAGCUGUUAUGUUCUGCAACAGGGAAUCCAGUUCAAAGAGUGGUUUACUAUUUAUGUCAAGCUCUUAGAGAAAGGAUUGACAAAGAAACCGGACGACUUAUAGUGUUAAGUUUGAAGACUGUUCAGCUGACCGUUGAGCGGUUUGAUAUUGAUAAGGCGCUCAUGACUCUAAAUCCCUCUCUCCAUGCCUAUCACCAGAAUAUUCCGUUCUGUCAGCUGGCUAUUUUUGCAGGAAUCCAAGCCAUUAUUGAGAAUGUCAGGAAAGCGAAGAAGGUUCACAUAAUUGAUCUAGGAAUAAGGAGCGGUUCACACUGGACUGUCCUAAUGCAAGCUCUUGCUUCUUCUUGUCAUGAAUCUCAACUCGAGCUUCUCAAGAUUACUGCUGUGGGAACUUCUGCAAGAUCUGCAAUUGAGGAAACAGGAGAGAGGUUGUUGAGUUUCGCCAAGACAAUGAAUAUACCUUUGUCUUUUAAGAUAGUGAUGGUACCAGACAUGUCCCAUCUUAAAGAAGACCUUUUCGAGCUAGAUUGUAAUGAAACAGUAGCUGUCUACUCUUCAUAUUCACUUAGGAUCUUUCUUUCAGAGCCAGAUCAAUUGGAGCAUUUAAUGAAAGUGGUAAGGAACUUAAAUCCAUGUGUGAUGGUUUUAAUUGAAAUGGAAGGUAACCAUAACUCGCCAGUUUUUGUUAACCGAUUUGUUGAAGCCCUUUUCUUCUAUGGCACAAUGUUUGAUUGCUUUGAAACUUGUAUGGAAAGGAAUGAUCCUAAUCGAAUGCUGUUUGAAGCAACUUAUUGUUUUGAGGCUAUCAGAAACAUUGUGGCCACUGAGGGAGAGGAGAGGAAGAUAAGAAUUGUAAAGAUUGAUGUAUGGAGAGCUUUCUUUGCCAGGUUUGGAAUGGAAGAACUCGAGUUGAGUCCUUCGUCUAUAUACCAAGCUAAUCUCAUUGCUGACAGAUUCCCAAGUGGGACUCACUGUAAUCUUGAAAUUAAUGGAAAAUGUCUAAUGAUGGGUUGGAAAGGUACACCAGUUCAAUCUCUUUCUGUUUGGAGAUUCCAUCGAUGUAACAAUAUAAACUAGUUUAAAAGGUUAUAGAGCUUUCGAAUUGAUAGAUUCUGCUCCAAGGUUAUUGUGUAAUGAUCGUAGUUACCAACAGAUAUUAGCUCUAGAUUCCUAAUUUCAUGUUACAAUGUCUGCUUGAUCAUCAUUUAAUCAGUUUUGUAAUGAUCAUAGUUACCAAUAGAUACUGCUCUUGAAAGUUUGUUAUAUGAUGGGGUUUUUUCCUUUUA